This is a messenger RNA of Cordyceps fumosorosea ARSEF 2679, 1575 nucleotides long. Its product is annotated as Ankyrin repeat-containing domain protein. Gene Ontology annotation, molecular function: protein binding. Bases 1 to 1575 code for a protein of 524 amino acids. Lineage: Eukaryota; Fungi; Ascomycota; Sordariomycetes; Hypocreales; Cordycipitaceae. The transcript is spliced from 2 exons. The record is from RefSeq and is a predicted model, not a curated record.
AUGGCGCGACUGAGCGACCUUCCUACCGAAGUUCUUGAACUGAUUAUUAAUGAGCUCUAUAACCUCAACCCCAGAAAAGCCAAAAAGUCCGACAAGUUCCCUGGCUACCCGGAUCUGAGUCGACUAGCGAGAACCAACCAGAAGCUGCAGCAUCUCAUUCAGCCUAUUAUCUUCUGCGAGCAGUGCAGCGACGACGAUCUAUGGCCUGUUUAUGGUGAAUACGGCCGGUGGAAUGACAUCAAACCCAAGCGCGCCCUCUCAUUGCCAACAAAGGCACUUUUUUAUGCAUCAAUGAACGGCCAAGAGGCGGGUGUCAAGAAGGCGCUUCAGUACUGCAAAAAGGGUCUCGGCUGUGCACUCUGGGUAGCAUCACAAUACCUAUGGACUCGCAGGGAGAAGAUAGUGAGACUUCUGCUUGCCGAAUACUAUGUGGACAAGUCUGGAAAGAAGCCGCUGCUCUGUGCACUCGGUCGUGCUGCACGAUCUGGGAGCAUCUCACUCAUCGACGCCGUUUUAGAGCGCGUGGAAGCGCAGGGGCUGGACCUAAAAGAAUUGGGCACCUAUAACUACUUUCUAUUGCAGGAAGCGGCGGAGGGCCUCCGGGGAAACCUGGAACAUUUACUCAAGCUGGAAAAGAUCGACAUCAACGCCAAAGACGACAUGGGUCGAACGCUGUUCGCCGCGGCCUGGCAAAGUGGGAAAGAUGACCUCGUCCAGUCGCUCAUCAGCACGGGAAAAGUCAACGUGGACGAGCGAGAUGAAUGGGGAAGAACGCCAUUACAUCUCUUGAUACACCAUGGAAGUUGGUCGACAGCGGAAAUACUCAUCCGGACGGACAAAUCCCACAGCUGGGAAGGCGUCAAGCUGUUGCUCGACACCGGAAAGAUCGACGUGAAUGAUCUAGGCGGCGAGCAUUGCUCUAAAAGAGAAGCACCACUGCACCGUGCAGCUAAGGAGGGCCACCGCCAGUCCGUUAAGCUCUUACUCGGCGCCGAGGGGAUAGAGGUCAAUCUAGGCGACGGCGGGGAGAACACCGCUCUUCACGUUGCGGCUCGAGCCAACCGCCCAGACGUGGUAGAGCUGCUGCUGGCGGAUCCAAGAGUUCAUGUCGAUGCAAGCAACAAGCGCGAAAAGACCGCUCUUCACCUUGCGGUUGAUGCCAAGUGUAAGGAAGUCGUAAUGCUGCUGCUGAUGGAUUCAAGAGUCUCAGUCAAUGCGCGCGAGGAGUAUGGCCUGACCGCUCUUCACCUCGCAGUUGAAGCCGAGUGCCAGGAAGUCCUAACGAUACUGCUGGCGGAUCCAAGAGUCCAAGCCGAUGCGGGAGACUCUUGCGGCGAAACCCCUCUCCAGCGAGCCAGACGGCAGAAGUGCCCCAGUCCCAUCAUCAAUAAGCUGCGCUAUGCCGAGAAGAAGAAGCUGUGCGGUGCCGGGGCGAACGGGAGCGAUUCCGAGGCCAACAUGGGACAGGCCAAGAGGCUUAGGUCCCCUGAUGUCAUGAUCCAGAAGCCGAGCGAUGCCGAGGCCAACGGGGGACGCAGAAAACGACAACGGCGAUCAGCCAGCGGAAAGGGUUAA